Messenger RNA from Mus pahari (shrew mouse), 4749 nucleotides. It is a transcript of the gene Slc9a1, whose product is annotated as solute carrier family 9 member A1. Lineage: Eukaryota; Metazoa; Chordata; Mammalia; Rodentia; Muridae. Gene Ontology annotation, cellular component: membrane. Gene Ontology annotation, biological process: proton transmembrane transport; sodium ion transport; regulation of pH. The record is from RefSeq and is a predicted model, not a curated record. Gene Ontology annotation, molecular function: sodium:proton antiporter activity. Bases 1986 to 3425 code for a protein of 479 amino acids. The transcript is spliced from 12 exons.
UGGUGCCUAUAAAUGGCUGCGCUGUGCUCAGCGAGGCAUCAGUCCGCUACCGCGGGACUCGGGGCUGUGUCAGGUCUGGAAGUGGAGCAGGAGCUGACCGAAGGAGCUGCCGCUGGGCCGGGGUGGAACACAGCUUUGCACCGGGGUCUUAAGGAGGGGUGUGUUGCUGCGGGCUCACUGCGAGCCGCCUCUAGCCUGCGCCGAGGCACCUUCCCGCCAGGCCGUCUGCCUCUGUCUUCCGCCUCCCUCCAUUUCCCCGGAAUCUCAGCCCGGCGCGGCUGGACCCUGGCUCUCCUGUGGGUGGGAAAGCCCCAGCCUUUUUCCUGCUAUACUCCAGUCCCCCAGGCUGGCCUAACAGCCUUCUCUCGCCUUUUCCUGCGGAGUGGGUCUCAUCCUUUUCCGUCUUUAGCACAGGCUCCUUACCCCUCCCCUCUAGCCGAGUUCCAGCACCCUGGUGAUUUUCCUUAGCCAAAGGUCCUAGCCUGCCUUCCUCCUUCCCCUUGCCCGUGGUCCAGCCUAUCCCGGCCCUUCCCCUGUCUUCAGGACGCAGUUUCCCCGAUUUCUUUCUCUCAGCCUGAAGUUCUGGAUCCUUUGGGUUUCCUCCUUAAUCCCUCCAAGGUACUUAUCCCCCUUUUGCAGUUUGGACUUUGAGAACGAAAAUACUUAUCUAAAACAUGAACUUUUCCUAGAGACUGCCCCAGUCUCACCCCAUCUGCAGACUCCUUGCUUACCUAUGUCCCAGGUCUUACACGCGCUUGGCUAAGGGCUGAGGCCUCCUAGGCUGGGGGAUCAGUAUGAUGCGUUGGUGGUCCGGCGUCUGGGGACUUUAUCCACCUCGGAUCUUCCCCUCCUUGCUGGUGGUGGUUGCCUUGGUGGGACUGUUACCUGUUCUCAGGAGCCACGGCCUCCAGCACAGCCCUACUGCCAGCACCAUCAGAGGUUCUGAACCACCCCGGGAACGCUCAAUUGGGGAUGUCACCACGGCUCCAUCAGAACCUCUUCACCACCCAGACGACCACAAUUUGACCAACUUAAUCAUUGAACAUGGCGGUAAGCCAUCUCGGAAGGCCUUUCCAGUCCUGGACAUUGACUACCCUCACGUGCGCACACCCUUUGAGAUCUCCCUCUGGAUUCUCCUGGCCUGCCUCAUGAAGAUAGGCAAGGAACCCGAGGCUCAGAGAGUUAACAGAGCGGCCUUCUGAGACCAAGCCUGUGCACCUCUCGCCAACUGCUCUCCUGGUCCCCAGUCCUGUCCCCAACCUUCUGUUCUUCUGGCUCCCCUGAAAAGCCCACGGCCUCCCGUUCUCUCGCCCUUCACAGGUUUCCAUGUGAUCCCCACCAUCUCGAGCAUCGUCCCGGAGAGCUGUCUGCUGAUCGUAGUGGGGCUGCUGGUGGGGGGCCUGAUCAAGGGCGUCGGAGAGACGCCCCCCUUCCUGCAAUCAGACGUCUUCUUCCUCUUCCUGCUGCCACCCAUCAUCCUGGAUGCAGGCUACUUCCUGCCUCUGCGGCAGUUCACGGAGAACCUGGGCACCAUCCUGAUCUUUGCUGUGGUGGGCACACUGUGGAAUGCGUUCUUCCUGGGUGGCCUCCUGUACGCCGUGUGCCUGGUGGGCGGCGAGCAGAUCAACAACAUUGGCCUGCUGGACACCCUGCUCUUUGGCAGCAUCAUCUCUGCCGUGGACCCCGUGGCUGUGCUGGCUGUCUUCGAGGAGAUCCACAUCAACGAACUGCUACACAUCCUUGUCUUCGGGGAGUCCCUGCUCAACGAUGCCGUCACUGUGGUCCUCUAUCACCUCUUUGAGGAGUUUGCCAGCUAUGACUCUGUGGGCAUCUCGGACAUCUUCCUCGGCUUCCUGAGCUUCUUCGUCGUGGCCCUCGGUGGGGUGUUUGUGGGCGUGGUCUACGGGGUCAUCGCAGCUUUCACCUCACGAUUUACCUCCCACAUCCGCGUCAUCGAGCCACUCUUCGUCUUCCUCUACAGCUACAUGGCUUACCUGUCAGCUGAGCUCUUCCACCUGUCCGGAAUCAUGGCCCUCAUCGCCUCAGGAGUGGUGAUGCGCCCCUAUGUGGAGGCCAACAUCUCCCACAAAUCGCACACCACCAUCAAGUACUUCCUGAAGAUGUGGAGCAGUGUUAGCGAGACCCUCAUCUUCAUCUUCCUCGGUGUCUCCACCGUGGCGGGCUCCCACCAGUGGAACUGGACCUUCGUCAUCAGCACCCUGCUUUUCUGCCUCAUCGCCCGGGUACUGGGUGUCCUGGUCCUGACCUGGUUCAUCAACAAGUUCCGCAUUGUCAAGCUGACCCCCAAGGACCAGUUCAUCAUUGCCUACGGGGGCCUGCGAGGGGCCAUUGCCUUCUCACUGGGCUACCUCUUGGACAAGAAGCACUUCCCCAUGUGUGACCUGUUCCUCACCGCCAUCAUCACCGUCAUCUUUUUCACAGUCUUUGUGCAGGGCAUGACCAUUCGGCCCCUGGUCGACCUGUUGGCCGUGAAGAAAAAGCAAGAAACAAAGCGCUCCAUCAACGAGGAGAUCCACACACAGUUCCUGGACCACCUUCUGACAGGCAUCGAGGACAUCUGUGGUCAUUAUGGCCACCAUCACUGGAAGGACAAGCUCAACCGUUUUAAUAAGAAGUAUGUGAAGAAGUGCCUGAUAGCAGGAGAACGCUCCAAAGAGCCCCAGCUCAUCGCCUUCUACCACAAGAUGGAGAUGAAGCAGGCCAUCGAGCUGGUGGAGAGCGGAGGCAUGGGCAAGAUCCCAUCUGCUGUCUCCACUGUCUCUAUGCAGAACAUCCACCCCAAGGCUGUGACCUCAGAUCGCAUCUUGCCAGCACUGUCCAAGGACAAGGAGGAAGAGAUCCGCAAAAUCUUGAGGAGCAAUCUGCAGAAAACGCGGCAACGGCUGCGGUCCUAUAACAGACACACGCUGGUGGCCGACCCCUACGAGGAAGCCUGGAACCAGAUGCUGCUCCGGAGGCAGAAGGCCCGGCAGCUGGAGCAGAAGAUCACCAACUACCUGACAGUACCGGCCCACAAGCUGGACUCGCCCACCCUGUCUCGGGCUCGCAUAGGCUCAGACCCACUGGCCUAUGAACCCAAGGCAGACCUGCCUGUCAUCACCAUUGACCCAGCCUCCCCGCAGUCCCCCGAGUCUGUGGACCUGGUGAACGAGGAGUUGAAGGGCAAGGUCCUAGGGCUAAACCGGGGUCCCAGGGUGACUCCGGAGGAGGAGGAGGAGGAGGAAGAUGAGGACGGCAUCAUCAUGAUUCGGAGCAAGGAGCCCUCGUCCCCGGGCACCGAUGACGUCUUCACCCCUGGAUCAAGUGACAGCCCUAGCUCCCAGAGAAUACAGCGCUGCCUCAGUGACCCAGGCCCCCACCCUGAGCCUGGGGAGGGAGAGCCUUUCAUCCCCAAAGGACAGUAGAGCCAAGCUAGUGGGUGUCCCACAGACUCUCCCACGAGAGUGGGGGCUGGGCGCUCCCCUUGACCUGGAUUGGCUCUGCCCCCUUUCUCCGCAUGGCAGCUGGGCGCACAGCCCCCACUGCAGCACGGCUUGCCCCUGCCUCCUGGGAAGGGUCCUCUCCUACACAACUGCCUUCCCAAUCCAUCCAUUUGGCAGAACAGCUGCGCUGCCGAGGCACGCCCUGCCCCAUCUCUAGAUCCAGGCUCUCCCAUAGUGGAACCAGGGCUCCUCAAGGCCCUCCCUUCCCUCCAGCCCCCUCCUCAUCCAGACCAACCUUCCAUCCUUGAUCAUUUCUAACCAAAGAGCCACUGGCUCCACUGUGGUCCCACCAGGAAAGGAGGGAGCUGAACCUUCCUUGGCCGUGACUGGGCCCCCCUGUAUCAGAGGACAGCAGGCCUGUGGCUGGGAAACAGACGGGUGACCCAUGGCAGAGCCGCCCAUGGCAGAGCCACAGUUCUCCCGCUAGCCUCGGUGCUCUGGCCAGCCGCCUGAGCUGUCCUUACUCGGAGCUGCAGGCUGAGGCGUCUCUGAGCUUCUCUGCUGGGCACUGGGGCACAUUCCACAGUGAAGUGUGAUGAGGACCACUGGGCCUUUGUGGGGUUUACACGGGAGGGACUGUCCGAGGCUCUGGAAAGUGCCGUCUUCUUACAUUUGGUUUAUUUGCACCUCACCGUAAGUAUGAUUCUGUUUGCACAGAGGCACUCUUGUUUUCAGACCCUUUUGAGUCCCCCAUGCCAGUCAGAGUUCCACCCUUUCCCCCUUGUCCUUCCCUUAAAUGGAACCUCUGCUGCCUGGGCGCUUGCCCACAGCACAGAUUCUGAUGUGGCCCAACCUGUCAUGACUCAAGCCCACCAGCAGGGGGCCUCCUGGUACCUCCCUUGCUCUUUUACUUCUGUUGGCCAGUUCUACCACCACCCCUUAUCUGGACCACUCUCUUUCCUGCAUCCUGUAGACAGUACUGGACCCCCUAGAGGCCUUUGCUCACAGGCGCACACUCCCUACUGCCACCAUGGCUGGGGCCAAGCCCAUGGGUGUCUGCCCAACCCCUGGGCACUCCCUCCCCAGGAUCGUGCAAUAAUAGUCAGAGGGGUCCCUCCCAGGGGAUGGGGUGCUUGGCCCAGCUGUCUCCUCUCCAUGCAAGUGCUGUUUGGGGCAGGAGUUGCCAGGCAGGGUGACAUCGACAACCAUGUACAAAGCCACCACAGCUGCUGCCGCUCUGCCGCCUGUACAAAGGAAACUGAACCUUUUUCAUAUUCUAAUAAAUCAAUGUGAGUUUUUGAUAAGA